AUGCCAUAUUCUCAUGAAAAGUUGGUUCAGCGGUUCGAACCGGUUCGGGGUUCGGAAAAUUGGCCGAACCGAACCGUGGUUCAGGUUCGGGUUCAGCAAAAAAUUGUCCGAACCCGAACCGAACCGAACCGUGAGACCACUACCAAUGAGGAAGGUGCCUCCAGGAUGGCCUCCGAUCAGGGGGGUGUGUACACCGGAUACCUCGACGUAGACGAGGGCGCGAAGCAUCUGUUCUUCUACUUCUUCGAAAGCAGACGCGAUCCAGCCAAGGAUGAUGUCCUGAUGUGGAUCAAUGGAGGCCCGGGGUGCAGCUCGUCGAUGGGGUUGCUUAUGGAGCUGGGGCCGUGCAGCAUCGACAUGUCAUCGAAUGGGACGGUCUGGAAUCCGCACUCCUGGAAUUCAUUCGCCAAUAUCUUCUUCCUCGAUCAACCUGUAGGAGUUGGUUUCUCGUAUGCCGAGCACGGCGAAACGAUCGAAACGACUGAGGACGCAGCCAAGAACGUGCACGCGUUUAUCUCGCUCUUCUUCGAGGCCUUUCCGCAGUUUGAAGGUCGGGCGCUGCAUCUGUCAGGAGAAUCCUAUGCUGGCCGCUAUCUUCCUGUAUUUGCGAGCGAGAUAUACGAUCAGAACCGACAAGGGCACUCCAAUAUCAACCUGCAGAGUGUAAUCAUUGGGAAUGGGAUCACCGAUAUCUCAACUUUGUACCCGGGGCGUUAUGAAAUCGAAUGUGGAACUGCAGCAUUGGAAGUACCGUUUCAAUCCAUUGGGACUUGCGUUCGCAUGAAGGCCGCUGUCAGUCUCAUCUCAAACCUGACCCCUGCACCAUCGUCUCUUACAACUUAUCAGCUUCCACGAUGCCAGCAAAGGAUGAAAGAAAGUUGUAUCGACCGUUUCGACGCAAUCGAUUGCCAAGCUGCGGUCAGCUUUUGUGACAACCAGCUCUCCUCUGGGAUGUGGGCAAGUGGGCGGAAUGUGUACGACAUCUCGAAGAUGUGUGUCGGCGACGGACUGUGCUACGAAGAAAACCAGAUCAUCACCAAGUACUUGUCCGACCCCGCGAUUCUAUCCUUGCUGGGUGUCUCGCCGGAUGCUGCCAACUUUUCCUCGUGCUCGAAUGCCGUCGGACGUCAAUUCAGCUCCCAUCUCGAUAAAUGGAACUUCCCUACGCAACACUACGUGUCUGGUCUGCUCGACCGGGGAAUCCGUGUGCUGAUCUACGCCGGCACGUACGACUGGCAGUGUAAUUGGGUCGCAAACAAACUCUGGGUCGACAAGCUGGAGUGGAGCGGCCAAGCGCAAUACGCAGCCCUCGAGUGGACCAGCUGGGGAACCAACGGCAAAGCAGGCGAAGUGAAGCAGAGCCCAGAUCUCCCCUUGGCGUUCGUAACUGUUCGGGGAGAAUCUCUCGCAAUGUUGUCCGCCUGGCUGCAUGGGACGAUGUUGUAG
Messenger RNA from Mycena citricolor, 1446 nucleotides. Lineage: Eukaryota; Fungi; Basidiomycota; Agaricomycetes; Agaricales; Mycenaceae. The record is from the annotation of a GenBank genome assembly.